AUGCCUACAAAAAACAUCGCCCCUUCAAAGCGUAUCACUGGUGAGAUCGAUCCGGUCGCUUCUCGUACCCGUUCGCGCACUCGAUCCACCUCUGCUUAUCGUGGUUUGGCCCCCGUUUUGUCAGACGUCUCCGAAGCCGAAUCUACUGGCCGUCGUCGUCAUAAAACUACCAAAAAGCAUCGCGGAGAUGCACCAAAGAAAACUUCUCGGCGCGACGUCCUGACAAUGAAGAGCAAGCUGAUGGAAAAGGAAGCCCCGUCUGAGCCACCCAGUGAAUCAUCCAACUCUGACUCCGAGCCCAAGAUGGUCGAUAAGAGCGCCCGCAAGAUGCACAAGAAGGUGGCAGAAAAGGCCAAGCCAAAGGAGAAGCCGGCAAAGAAGGUGUCAUCCUCGUCAUCGUCAUCGCAGUCUGAGCGCAUUGGAUCGAAGAAGGGAAGCAGCAGCUCAUUGAGCAGCUCCCUCAAAGACAAAAGAAAGGAAAAGAAAGCUGUGAAACGAGGCCGUGUCAAGACUCCACGCUCUACCACCGCAACUGCAAACAAGCGUCAGCGCAAGGCUUCUCGUAGCGCAUCAAUCCGACGUCCCAAGCGUGCCGCCAAGAAGCCC
This is a messenger RNA of Mesorhabditis belari, 606 nucleotides long. The record is from the annotation of a GenBank genome assembly. NCBI's taxonomy places the organism in Eukaryota, Metazoa, Nematoda, Chromadorea, Rhabditida, Rhabditidae.